Cinara cedri is the source of this 617-nucleotide messenger RNA. The record is from the annotation of a GenBank genome assembly. NCBI's taxonomy places the organism in Eukaryota, Metazoa, Arthropoda, Insecta, Hemiptera, Aphididae.
AUGGCGGUGCGUGCAGACGUCACGUUUGGGGGUCGAAUGAAAAUUGGGGGCUUACUCGGUGGCUGUGAAAGGAUAGACAGCGUAUAAUAUACAUGAGCUGUUAACACUAGAACGUAGCCGUUAAUAUCUAAUAUUAAAUAUGUAGUUUUCUACAAGUUUUCUACUUGUUAAAAUAAUAUUUAACAGAAGAAAGUACGAAUCAUUCUUCCAAGUGUCGUCAAUAUAAUAUGGAUAAAUCGUGUAAUUCAAUAGCUUUUAUUCGUCUAAUGAACUCCACGCAAAAUAACGACAGAGAUUAUACUUAUGAAGUUUGUUUGUUUUUUUUUCCCCAGCUAACAGACUGUGCCAACAUGGAAGAAGUACCUUACAACUGUACCAGCACAUAUAACGGCGGUGACCACACGUACAGCACCGGGGAAAUACAACAGCGGCGCCAGUCUUCCGAACACUCGUCACUCGUGAUUCAAGAACACCAUCAGUCGUCAAUCGAACUUUUCUCUAAGUACAUAGCCAGGUCGUUGGAGACGUUACCGCGGUCUUUGGCCGUACUAGCCCAAAAAGAAAUGCACGACAUACUGGUUGAUUACAAAAUAACGGCAUUCAACGAAAAAUAUUAA